AUGAUACUUUUCAAGUUGAAAGCAUCACGAGUGAAAGAGAGAGCUAUGGAGAAACUGCUUCCGCCCAAAGGGAUCCUCAAGAAGAGCAUGAACAGCUCAAGAAACUACGAGAAGCAACGGUCCAAAAGUAUGGCAAUUUGUAAGUCUCUGGCUACAACCUCCCUUAGUCCCUUGUCCAUAAGCGAGAUGGAAGUUCCCGUUGAUGAGGGGCAUUUCCUAUCGAUGCUUAUAAAGAUGAUGAAUGCCAAAAAUACGCUUGAGCUCGGUGUUUUCACUGGUUACUCAUUGCUCACUACUGCCCUCGCGUUGCCUGAGGAUGGCCAUGUUACUGCUAUAGACAUUGAUAAAGAAGCUUACGAGGUGGGUCUUGAGUUCAUCAAGAAUGCUGGUGUUGAUCACAAAAUCAAUUUCAUCCAAUCGGAUGGUCUCAAAGCCUUAGACAAGAUGUUGACCGAGAAUCCAAAACCGGAGUUUGAUUUCGCAUUUGUUGACGCUGACAAACCGAACUAUGUCAACGUGCACGAGAGACUACUGAAGCUGGUGAAGGUUGGUGGGAUAAUAGCGUUUGAUAACACAUUAUGGUUUGGUUUUUUAGCUGAGGAAGAGGAAACUGUGCCAGAGCACCUGAGGGAGAACAGAAAACCCCUCAUGGAGUUGAACAAGCGGCUCGCUUCUGAUCCUCGCAUCGAGCUAUCUCAAGUCUCCAUCGGUGAUGGUGUCACUCUCUGCAGACGCCUUGUGUGA
Thlaspi arvense is the source of this 744-nucleotide messenger RNA. Lineage: Eukaryota; Viridiplantae; Streptophyta; Magnoliopsida; Brassicales; Brassicaceae. The record is from the annotation of a GenBank genome assembly.